Cheilinus undulatus (humphead wrasse) is the source of this 880-nucleotide messenger RNA. It is a transcript of the gene lrrc51, whose product is annotated as leucine rich repeat containing 51. The transcript has 5 exons. Bases 218 to 760 code for a protein of 180 amino acids. NCBI's taxonomy places the organism in Eukaryota, Metazoa, Chordata, Actinopteri, Labriformes, Labridae. The record is from RefSeq and is a predicted model, not a curated record. Gene Ontology annotation, molecular function: protein binding.
GACCAAUCAAACUACAAAUCCCAUAAUGUAGCUAUUCCGUUUCCUUGGAGACCAGUUGUUGUCUCCUCGACGAGUAAACGUUAAGCUAAUGCUAAUUUUCCCUUUAAAACACGUACAUCUGAGUAAAAUAAGCCCAGGAAUUUGACUCUGUUGUCCACAUUUGCUGAGUUUGAUGGUAAGCGUUUGGUUCUUGUAAAUAAUUUAUGAAGGUCUGAAUAUGUAUGGUGCUCCUGUGGAUUUAUCUUUUAAAAACAUCAUCUGUUUGGCAGACACAUGGAAAGAAGAACCAAACAUUGGUCUACGACCUGUGAAGAAAAAUUCAGAUAUGAAGUAUGAAAGCUGCUCCCUGCGUCUCAAUAACAACAACAUCUCUGAACUUCAUGACCUCCAGGGUACUGUCAGUCAUUUCCUGGCUGAGCCAUCACAGCUCACAUGGCUGGAUCUGUCCUUCAAUAAAAUCUCACACAUUGAUCAAGUUUUGUGUGAACUGCAUGAGCUGCGUGUAUUGUAUCUUCAUGGCAACAGCAUUUAUAUUCUAUCAGAAGUGAAUCGGCUGGCGGUACUCCCACAUCUACACAGCAUCACACUUCAUGGAAAUGUCAUAGAAACCCACAAAGCAUACAGGAACCGCGUGAUUUCUGCCUUGACUCACCUAAAGAGGAUGGACUUCAGUGCUGUGACACGCCAGGAGCGAGAGCUGGCAAAGAUUUGGCAUCAUAGCAACAACCGCAGCAGAGGCAGCAAGGAGACACUCCAGUGACAGCAGGCUAAUCUCCAUUCCCCACCGCUACAGCUCUAAAAUAGUUAUUAUUUUGUGUUAACAGUUAACUUUGAAUCCAAUUUAUCUGAAAUGGAAAUAUAUGUUGUCAGAUUGUCCCAC